UCCCCUGACAUCACUGGACUUUCCCCGUCUUUCUCAUAUAUAUUAGUGAAUCUUUCUCCAUGAACACAUUCAGUGCACCAUAUCUCCCUUUAGAUAUAACCAAGGACAGGUCUCGGGUCCAUCUAAAGUGUGGCAUCAUUAUAAUAAACUACACUGAAACUGAUAUUAGCAAGUCAGUUACAGGAUGGAGAACAAGUUCACAGCAGCCGACCUAGAAGCCGCAUUGGGAGAUGUUUACCAAUCUACCGUGGAACCUGUGAAGUCGCCCAGAUCUUGGACAUGGACGAUAGUUGGUGUUAUGGUCUUCCUUUUGCUCUGUGGUGUGGCAUCUCUCUGUUUUGCAUGGCACUUCACGAAUAAGCAUCAAGGUGAGCUUUCCUUGAAGCUGCAAAGCACCACAGACACAGACACAUUAAGGCAACAGAAAAUGCUAUCUCAGAUCGCAAAGAGUACAAAGGCAGCCAUUCACCUCCAUGCUUCAGAUAUGGACCAUAAGAAUCGUUCUCCACGCUGGGUGAGUGGAGUGGACCAGUCCUUCACUAAAGGAGGUCUCAAGCUGGAAAACAACUACAUCCUCAUUCCCCAUGAUGGCCUGUACUUUGUGUACAGCCAGGCAUCUUUUGACAUCUUGUGCAAGUCAAGUGAGGACGAUCAUGGCAGCAGCAACACACAUCUGAGCUAUGGUGUUCGGUGGUCAUCCCUUACAUCACCGUCCUCUAAUAAAAGGUUUUUGCUCAGUGGAUUCAAAACCGUGUGCCAAACUAAAAUGGAGGAGCAAAUGAAUGGACCUCCUGUCUAUGAGUCUAUCUAUCUUGGUGCUGUCUUUCAACUUUAUAAGGGGGACAAACUGUCAACAGAGUCCAACCAUUUUGCUGACAUCAACGAGCACAGUUCCAAAACCUUUUUUGGUGUGUUUGAGCUGUGAGAACAUCAUGGUUCCUUGCGGAGAGAAGGAUACUUGCUGACUAAUAUGAAAACAGAUUGUUUUAUGUUAAAACGUUUGACGUAUUUCUUAAAGUGAUUCGUGAAAAAUAAUCAUAUGAGGAAUGGCAAAUCGCUAACUUUGUAAAUGGUAAAAUUUUAAUUUUGAUACAGUGUAUCAAAGUUCUCCAUUGUUCUUGCUGAGACAUUACGUAAAAAAGGUUACUGAACUAAGACACAGGAGAGCACUACUCCUCCGUACUCUUCUUAGACCAGCAUGUUAAGCUUUUAUUUUAAUAGUGAAAAACUGUAGCUCACUACAGAAACUACUUAUGUCCAAAACGAAUGUUCUAACGAAUGCACUUUUUUGGUUUAGUGUUUUAACUGAAUCAAAAAAGGCAUUUUGGAUUUAUUGUUGUAUUUUAUUAUUGUAUUGUAUUUAUUAAUUUACAUUUAUCUAUUUAUUAUUG
Silurus meridionalis is the source of this 1391-nucleotide messenger RNA. It is a transcript of the gene tnfb, whose product is annotated as tumor necrosis factor b (TNF superfamily, member 2). The record is from RefSeq and is a predicted model, not a curated record. The transcript has 4 exons. Gene Ontology annotation, cellular component: membrane. Gene Ontology annotation, molecular function: tumor necrosis factor receptor binding. Bases 185 to 925 code for a protein of 246 amino acids. Lineage: Eukaryota; Metazoa; Chordata; Actinopteri; Siluriformes; Siluridae. Gene Ontology annotation, biological process: immune response.